Macrobrachium nipponense is the source of this 833-nucleotide messenger RNA. RefSeq lists its product as uncharacterized. NCBI's taxonomy places the organism in Eukaryota, Metazoa, Arthropoda, Malacostraca, Decapoda, Palaemonidae. Gene Ontology annotation, cellular component: extracellular region. Bases 1 to 525 code for a protein of 174 amino acids. The record is from RefSeq and is a predicted model, not a curated record. Gene Ontology annotation, molecular function: chitin binding. The transcript is spliced from 5 exons.
AUGAAUACAAAAGAGUUUCAGAACCAGGCACACUCCGUGAAUGAAGAUUGUGAGGAUGACAUUGAAGAGCGUAACGCCCAUCAAACAAUGGCUCAAGAGAACAUAGGGAUGAUUCUCGCGGUCUUCGCUUCCACAACUACAGUUCAAGGGGCUUUAAGAGCAGCAAGGCAGUCAGGGAAAUCUCACUCUUCACUAGGACUCCCAAGCAACUCUUCAAACAUCAGGAAAAACAUCUAUAACACAUUCUCCUGCGACGGACUUUCCUAUGGAUAUUAUGCUGACGUUGAUAAUGACUGUCAGAUCUUCCACAUUUGUUAUCCAUAUCCGCAAUCAGACGGCUCUACAUUCAUGUACAAAUGGUCCUUCAUCUGCCCCGAGAAGACGAUAUUCAAUCAGGAGACACUGACUUGCACACGUCCAGAAGAUGCUGUUCCUUGCGGGGAAGUUUCUGCGUAUUACUUUGUCAAUGACUCUUUUGGAAACGUUGAUGAACCAUUUAGUAAAAACGAAAUAAAGAGACGAUGAAUUUUGGCAACAGAGCAGGAAUUUAGUACUUGUUUAUCAUAAUGUAAAACGUGUUCUGUAUUGUCAUAAUUGGGAGAACGGUUCUGUAGCCAAUGUCUACUGGCAAAUUCCUACUAAGCUGUCAAUAUGGGCAUGGCUUAAGAGCAAAAUAAGUUUUUAUAGAUAUUAUUAUCUACAUUAGAGUUUACUCUUAUUUGUUAUUCAUUUCAGCGUCUCCCCAAAUUAUUUUGACAAAAAUAUUCUACUGCUUUUCAUACCAAAGGGAAUUUGCUGAUCUAUAUAAGUGUUUGACGUUGUAUUCGUCGAGA